Lepus europaeus (European hare) is the source of this 927-nucleotide messenger RNA. Its product is annotated as mortality factor 4-like protein 1. The coding region runs from base 1 to 912 and encodes 303 amino acids. Gene Ontology annotation, biological process: regulation of DNA-templated transcription; chromatin organization. The record is from RefSeq and is a predicted model, not a curated record. NCBI's taxonomy places the organism in Eukaryota, Metazoa, Chordata, Mammalia, Lagomorpha, Leporidae. Gene Ontology annotation, cellular component: NuA4 histone acetyltransferase complex; nucleus. The transcript has a single exon.
AUGGCACCCAAGCAGGACCCGAAGAAGCCUAAAUUCCAGGAGGGUGAGCGAGUACUGUGCUUUCACGGGCCCCUUCUUUAUGAAGCAAAGUGUGUAAAGGUUGCUAUGAAGGACAAACAAGUGAAAUAUUUUAUACAUUACAGUGGUUGGAAUAAAAAUUGGGAUGAAUGGGUUCCAGAGAGCAGAGUACUCGAAUAUGUGGACACCGGUCUGCAGAAACAGCGAGAACUUCAGAAGGCCAACCAGGAGCAGUAUGCAGAGGGGAAGAUGAGAGGGGCUGCUCCGGGAAAGAAGACCUCUGGUCUGCAACUGAAAAAUGUAGAAGUGAAAACCGAAAAGAACAAACAGAAAACACCUGGAAAUGGAGACGGCGGCAGUGCCAGUGAGACGCCUCAGCCUCCUCGGAAGAAGAGGGCCCGUGUAGAUCCUACUGUUGAAAAUGAAGCAACAUUCAUGAACAGAGUGAAGUUAAAGAUUCCUGAAGAGCGCAAACCAUGGCUUGUUGAUGACUGGGACUUAACUACAAGACAGAAACAGCUGUUUUAUCUUCCUGCGAAGAAGAAUGUGGACUCCAUUCUGGAGGAUUAUGCAAAUUAUAAGAAAUCUCGUGGAAACACAGAUAAUAAGGAAUACGCUGUUAAUGAAGUAGUGGCAGGGAUAAAAGAAUGCUUCAACGUAAUGCUGGGCACUCAGCUGCUCUAUACAUUUGAGAGACCACAGUGCGCUGAAAUCCUCGCAGAUCAUCCUGACACACCAAUGUCCCAGGUGUGUGGAGCGCCACAUCUACUGCGAUUAUUUGUGCGAAUUGGAGCGAUGUUGGCCUAUACACCUCUGGAUGAGAAGAGCCUUGCUUUGUUACUGAAUUACCUUCACGAUUUCCUAAAGUACAGAGAAUCCUGCAACUUUGUUUAGCGCCAGUGAUUACGA